UAUGUUCGACUCGAAUUUUUACAACAUGAUUUUGCAACAUUUCCACGAGAAAGACUGAGUCUAUCAGUUUCCUGUCAGGCGCCGUGGUUUUACUGGAAUUCAGGACAGGGUCAAGUCACAAUACAGAGUGUUUACACUCUUGAUUAAGCCUAUCUAGAUGAGUUAAUUUCAACAGAUGUCGGAGUAAUGUGCCAAUAAUGUAACACAAUACUUGCAGCAUUUUUCAUGUUAAAACUUGCGGUGGGAACUUGAGAUUUUAGCUUUUCUGCUUUAAAGAAGGCUGAAUCCAAAAAGUAGGAACGUCACCAGAUAGAACCAUGAAAAUUUCGAUUGAAGGGUUCCCUUUUCUGAUAUUCGUAUCAUACUUGGUGUCCGUCGUGGCCAUUUCCAGAGCAGCUGAUACUAUAAAUACAACUCAGGUUAUCAGAGAUGGUGAUACGAUUGUUUCCCCGGCCGGAAGUUUUGAACUGGGAUUUUUCAGUCCAGGCAACUCCACGAAUCGGUACGUGGGAAUAUGGUAUAAGAAUGUAACUCUCAGGACUCCGAUUUGGGUUGCCAACAGAGAAUUCCCACUGAGUAACACAUCAUCGGCGGCCUUAACGUUCAUCCAGACAGGCGAUUUGGUUCUCCAGGACGAAAAUAACGCCACCAUAUGGUCAUCUAACGUGACGAGAGCCGCACAGAAUCCUGUUGCUCAAUUAUUGGACUCGGGGAAUCUUGUUAUCCGAGAAGCAAACGAUGAUCAGCCAGGGAAUUAUCUUUGGCAGAGUUUUGAUUAUCCAACUAAUACAUUUUUACAGGCCAUGGAUUUUGGCUGGAAUUUCAUUACAGGCAUUGAGCGUUACGUUUCGUCGUGGAAGAGUAAUGAUGAUCCAGCUCGAGGAGAUUUUACCUUUCGCUUGGAUAUUACGGGAUAUCCUCAAGUGGUCAUAAAAAGGGGUGACUCUGUGCUGCACAGGCUUGGACCCUGGAAUGGCAUGCGUUUUAGCGGGACGCCUAGUGUCCGACAAAAUCCCACAUUCACAGCAGGAUUAUACAUGAACAGUUCAGUGAUAUAUUACAGAGAAGAUGCUCUUGACAGGUCAGUCGUUUCCAGGUUCUCUUUGAGUCCGAGUGGCACAGGACAACGCUUGACAUGGGUGGAACGUAGCCAAGAAUGGGUCGUUUAUUAUAACUUACCUACAGAUAUAUGUGAUAAUUAUGGAUUAUGUGGUGCACAUGGAAGUUGCAGUACUGGAACUUCUCCAGCUUGUAGCUGUUUGGACAGAUUUGUGCCUAAAGACGAACAAGCUUGGGUUGGAUCUGAUUGGUCGGGUGGGUGCUUACGAAGGACUCCCUUGAAUUGUCAGGAUGAUGUCUUUUUGCGAUAUUCCGGUAUUAAAAUGCCUGAUUCUCAGUUUACUUGGUUCAACGAAAGCUUCACUCUUGACGAAUGUGAAGCAGAGUGUUUGAGGAACUGUUCUUGUAUGGCUUACUCAAAUUUAGAUAUAAGGAGAGGAGGAAGUGGAUGCUUGCUUUGGAUUGGAGACUUGGUUGACAUCAGACUGUUAUCUGGAGAAGAACAAAUAAUUUACAUCAGAAUGGCUGCUUCUGAAUUAGAUUCCAAGGCAAAGAAGCGAAAAACACUUAUUGCGGUUUUGACAUCAACAGCAGGGAUUGUUCUACUAGGCCUGAGCCUGAUAUUGUUUAUCUGGAAGAGGAAGAAGAAUCAUCAAAACCUGAGAAAUGAAGGAGGAGGGCCCGAAGAAAGUCACAAGGAAGACUUGGAGCUGCCUAUGUUUGAUUUAUUGACAGUUACUAGAGCUACCAAUAACUUCUCGAUCAGCAACAAGCUUGGGGAAGGUGGAUUUGGACCUGUUUAUAGGGGGAUGCUGGAAGAUGGAAAGGAGAUUGCUGUUAAACGUCUGUCAAGAACUUCCACACAAGGACUUGAUGAGUUCAAGAAUGAAGUCAUCUUUAUUGCCAAGCUUCAGCAUCGAAAUCUUGUGAAGCUCCUAGGAUGCUGCAUUCAAGGAGCGGAGAAGAUGUUGAUCUACGAGUACAUGCCCCAUGGAAGUCUGGACUUGAUCCUAUUUGAUAAAACAAAAAGUAAACAGCUCGAUUGGCCUAAGCGCUUCCAUAUCAUCAAUGGUAUUGCUAGGGGACUCUUGUAUCUUCAUCAAGAUUCUCGGCUAAGGAUUAUCCAUAGGGACCUCAAAGCUAGUAACAUAUUGUUGGAUACUGAUAUGAAUCCCAAGAUAUCAGACUUCGGCAUGGCCAGAAGUUUUGGAGGGAAUGAGACUGAAGCCAACACACAACGAGUUGGAACAUAUGGGUAUAUGUCACCAGAAUAUGCCGUAGACGGCUUCUUCUCCGUCAAAUCAGAUGUAUACAGCUUUGGUGUUUUAGUGCUGGAAAUCGUGAGUGGGCAGAAAAACAGAGGAUUCCAUCACAAAAAUCACCACCACAACCUUCUCGGACAUGCAUGGAUACUACACAGAGAAAGUCGGUCCUUGGAACUGGUGGACACAAAUCUAGUGGACUCAUUUUACUUCUCUGAAGUAGUACGAUGCAUUCAUGUGGCUCUAUUGUGCGUUCAACAAAGUCCAGAAGAUAGGCCAAGCAUGUCCUCAGUGGUUUUGAUGCUGGGCAGUGGAGGUGUUUUGCCUCCACCCAAGCAGCCUGGUUUUUUUGCAGAAAGAGAUGUUCGUGCUGCUGACAAUACAAGCAGCAGCAAGAAUACAGUAAGCUCGUCCAACGAAUACACUAUUACAUUAUUAGAUGCUAGAUAGUGUUAUAUAAUACGUGACGUAUUUUUUGCACAAGCUUAAUAUUUUUCUUUGCUGUCCCCAUCCGAAUUUGAAUGCAUUUUGUAUACUAUUUUAUAUGUACAACCAUGUAAGAAAAUAUUUUGGGAGGUAUCUUAGUCAACUGUAUAUAUAUAUAUUUACAUCUGCACUAUACUUUUUGAUGUUACUGACAAUUCCAAAUACUUAUACAGAUUGUUU
Sesamum indicum (sesame) is the source of this 2987-nucleotide messenger RNA. Its product is annotated as G-type lectin S-receptor-like serine/threonine-protein kinase At4g27290. Gene Ontology annotation, molecular function: ATP binding; protein serine/threonine kinase activity. Gene Ontology annotation, biological process: protein phosphorylation; recognition of pollen. NCBI's taxonomy places the organism in Eukaryota, Viridiplantae, Streptophyta, Magnoliopsida, Lamiales, Pedaliaceae. The record is from RefSeq and is a predicted model, not a curated record.